Punica granatum (pomegranate) is the source of this 1157-nucleotide messenger RNA. The record is from RefSeq and is a predicted model, not a curated record. NCBI's taxonomy places the organism in Eukaryota, Viridiplantae, Streptophyta, Magnoliopsida, Myrtales, Lythraceae.
GUCAAAGUGCAGUAGCCUACCGACACAAUAGAACUGUGCAGAUCAGAGAGGGAGAAGGUGAGGUCAGAGCACCAGAUCGCUGUCCGCCGGACAAAGCUUCGACGCGGUUCGCAGUAGUCGACAGAGCUUCGUUCUCCGCUCCCUCCCGCUGAGCUCAGAGAGAGAGAGGGCGGUUAUGGCGUUGAAUCAAGCUCGAGCUUGUACUCCGUUGCUGGUCCGGGUCGGAUUAGGAGUAGUCGGCCUCUGCAUCAUCGGUUACAUCCUCGGUCCGCCUCUGUACUGGCAUUUCAUGGAGGGGAUCGCCGCUUUCAGCCACUCGUCUUCUCCCGCCUGCUCUCCCUGCGAGUGCGAUUGCUCUUCUCAGCCUCUGCUCUCCAUACCUGAAGCACUGAGCAAUGGUUCCUUUGCAGACUGUGUAAAGCAUGAUCCCGAGGUUGGUGAAGUCACAGAGAAGAAUUACGCUGACCUGCUAUCCGAAGAACUAAAACUUCGAGAAGUUGAAGCCUUGGAAAGUCAGAGGCGCGCUGACAUGGCUCUGCUCGAAGCCAAGAAGUUAACAUCGCAGUAUCAGAAAGAGGCAGACAAGUGCAACUCAGGUAUGGAAACGUGUGAAGAAGCACGAGAAAAGGCUGAAGCCACAUUAGCAGCACAGAAGAAGCUGACUGCAAUGUGGGAACUGAGGGCUCGUCAAAGAGGAUGGAAAGAAGGGAUCGCAAAGUCCUAGUCUCAUGGAAGUGUCCAGUCUGCAUAGAAGAGAGGAGCUCUCAGCCUCGGGCUAUACUAUACCGUCUGAUGAAGGCCUGCCAAAAGGUAAUCCUCACAAUCUACUAAAUGAUGGGAAGUUUUGCAAACUUAUUGCCAUUCGUAGUUAUAUUCCUUGAGGUGACUAGGCCAAUCCGAGGGGAGAAAAGCCAGUCCACACGGAAGGCCGUCGCCCCAAUUGUUAUAUUGAUGUCAUAGUUUAGAGCUAUAUGCCUGGACUGUCAUAAGGCAUGGCAAGGUUAUAAUUGUUGCUCGUGUUAAGUUAUAAGCCUUCAAUAGUCUUUGCAUAUAAUGUACUACGGGAUUUUAUAUCAAAUCAUUCAUUGCCAUGAAUUCUUUCCUCAUAGAUAACACCCGCCACUAAGAAUAAUUGUAAUUGUAAACUGAACGUGUCA